UCUUUGAUAAGAAAUAAUGAACAAGCCACCACGAGGAAAACGAGUCGCAAGUCGUCCAAAUUCUGCAAGAUUUGCGUCACAAUAUGGACCUCCGGAUAAAGUCACUGAAAUGGGAUUAUUUCUUCACGCAUGCGAGGGUGAUAUGGUAUGCAAAUCAGUCAACACCAAAAUUCCAUAUUUUAAUGCUCCAAUCUACUUAGAAAACAAGAAUCAGAUCGGAAAAGUCGAUGAGAUCCUUGGACCGAUGAAUGAAGUAUACUUUACAGUCAAAUUGGACAAAGGCAUAGUUGCAACUUCUUUUAAGCCAAAUGAUAAAGUAUAUAUUGGUGAAGAUAGGUUAUUGCCUUUAGAGAGAUUUUUGCCCAAACCUCCUGCUCCAAAAAAAGUUACGAAGAAGACACCUGCUGGACGUGCUAGAGGUAGGGGAGGAUAUCAAAGAGGCGGACGUGGAGGUGGACGCGGAGUUGGAGGCUUCAGAGGUGGUCGUGGCGGUCGUGGCGGUAAUCGUGUUGGAGGGCGCGGCGGAAUGGGUGGACGUCGAUUCUAAAAAAAAAAAAAAA
Rhizophagus irregularis DAOM 181602=DAOM 197198 is the source of this 560-nucleotide messenger RNA. Its product is annotated as H/ACA snoRNP pseudouridylase subunit. Lineage: Eukaryota; Fungi; Glomeromycota; Glomeromycetes; Glomerales; Glomeraceae. Gene Ontology annotation, cellular component: box H/ACA snoRNP complex. Gene Ontology annotation, molecular function: box H/ACA snoRNA binding. The record is from RefSeq and is a predicted model, not a curated record. Gene Ontology annotation, biological process: ribosome biogenesis; snoRNA guided rRNA pseudouridine synthesis.